AUGGACACAUCUGUGAUACUGUUGAUCAUCCUGGGAGCAAUCACAGGUGUAAGCCAUGGAGCUGGUGUGCUACCAGACAGUCUUACUGCAUCCGUUGGAGGGACAGUGAUGUUCACCACAACAGUGACUCCACCAGAAACUCCAUUCCUGGCUAUCACAUGGGGUUUUUCAGAUGUCCUUGGUAAUGGUCUUAAUAUAAUAACCUCAGUUGAUGAAACCAUAAUUGGACCGUCAUACACCGACAGGGUCACCUUUUUCAGAUCUACUGGUUCUCUGCAGCUCAGCAAUCUCACUUUCAGCGACAUUGGAGAAUACACAGUCACCCUUAUACCUACUGGAGGAGCACAGCAGAGAGGAACCUGCAGGUUGAUGUUACACGCACCAGUCUCUGAUGUAAAUGUAACCACCAGCAGCACAGACUUGGUCGAGUUCAGCAGCUCUGUCAGUCUGUCCUGCUCCUGCUCUGGAUCCUCCCUCUCUUUCCUCUGGCUGAACGGCAGCUCUGAGGUUACAGCCAGUGAGAGAGUUCAGCUCACUGAUGGAGGCGCAACUCUCACUAUAGUCAGUGUGACCCGCUAUGACCAGGGACCAUUCAGGUGCCAUGUGUUCAAUCCUGUCAGUAAUGGCACCAGUGACCCAGUAAACCUCUCCAUCAGCUAUGGGCCAGAAAAUACCAGUUUAACACUAUCUCCAUCGCAAGAAUAUUAUGCGGAGGGGUCAGACAUCAGCCUGUCCUGCUCAGCUGUCUCCAGACCUGCUGCCCUGUGUUACUGGUUCCUGAAUGGAGACCUACUGAAUGACACUGGGCCAGAGCUCAGACUGAUGAACAUUCAGGGGAGUCAGAGUGGAAACUACAGCUGUCAGGCCUUUAACAACAUAACCAUGAGAACUCAAACAUCUCAGCCUGCAGCCUUAACUGUUCUGAAAUCACCCGUCUCCAAUGUGGCGAUAACUCCUAACACCACAGACUUGUCAGAGCUCAGCAGCUCCGUCCGUCUGUCCUGCUCCUCCUCUGGAUCUUUCCCUUCUUUCCUCUGGCUGAACGGCAGCUCUGAGGUUACAGCCAGUGAGAGAGUUCAGCUCACUGAUGAAGGCGCCACUCUCACUAUAAUUAAUGUGACCCGCUAUGACGAGGGGCCGUUCAGGUGCCAUGUGUUCAAUGAUUUCAGUAAUUACACCAGUGAUCCUGUGAAACUCUCCAUCAGCUUUGGCCCAGAGAAUACUAAUCUGAAGCUGUUUCCAUUACAACAAUACUAUGAAGAAGGAUCAAACAUCAGCCUGAUCUGUUCAGCUGACUCCAGACCCCCUGCUCAGUUUCACUGGUUCCUGAAUGGAGACCUGCUGCCUGAUACUGGAGCAGAGCUCAGACUGAUGAACAUUCAGAAGAGACAGAGUGGAAACUACAGCUGUCAGGCCUUUAACAACAUAACUCUGAGAUAUGAAACUUCUCAGACUUUACUUGUGACUGUACAGGUACCAGUUUCUAACGUGGUGGUGACCUCAAACACCACAGACUUGUUUGAGUUCAGCAGCUCUGUCCGCCUGUCCUGCUCCUCCUCUGGAUCCUCCCUGUCUUUCCUCUGGCUGAACGACAGCUCUGAGGUUACAGCCAGUGAGAGAGUUCAGCUCACUGAUGGAGGCGCAACUCUCACUAUAGUCAGUGUGACCCGCUAUGACCAGGGACCAUUCAGGUGCAACGUGUCGAAUGGUGUCAAUAAUGGAAUCAGCCAGUGGGUGAAUCUUGUCAUUCAAUAUGGGCCUGACAACCUGAACAUCAUAGGACCCAAAUCUGUACAUGUUGGAGAUCUGACAGUGCUCUACUGCUCCACUAGGUCUGUUCCAUCAGCAAAGUUCACCUGGCUGUUUAAAGGAAAGCCAGCUAAUGGUGAUGAGGCUGUGUACGUCAUACAGUCCAGCCAAAAGUCUGACAAUGGGACGUACACCUGCACUGCUGAGAAUACUGUCACAGGACAGAGUCAAACGGCACACCAUGAGUUAACUGUCGUAGAUUUCUCAGACUGUGACUGCUCAGCUGCUGUUGGAAGAGCUACUAUCUUCACAGCUGGAUGUUGUGUCAUUAUUGCAGUACUGAGUGGAAUAAUUGUGUUUCUUCUGAUAAGGAGGAAAAGAGUCAACAGCAAUUAUCCAGCGCACCAUAAACAAAAAAUAAGUGUGAAGGAGACGCAUUCAGAUGUGUAUAAGAUAACAGAAACAACAGAGAAAGAUUUGUAUUCUCAUCCUCAGAAGAAGACUCUGAGACCACAUUGCAAGUCCUUGUUCUCUAUGGACAAGAGGAUGCUCAGGACCGCCGUGAUAAUUGUUUUAUCAGGUUACUUCAGUAUGUGUGCAGGUCAGGGUAUCUUACCCCCAGGGCCUCUGAGUGGAGCUGUGGCAGGCACAGUGAAGUUCACCACCACCCUCAUACCUCCUGAGAAUCCAUUCCUCUCCGUCAGCUGGCGCUUCGAAGGGGUGAACAUCAUCACCUCCACCAGCAUCAAUAUCACGGAGCCCGGACAUGCCAACAGGAUCACAUUAGACCGAGCCACAGGAGCCCUGGAGCUCAGAAACCUGAUGCUAGAAGACAGCGGGGAGUACACUGUCACCAUCAUAGAAGACAGAGGGCUGCAGAAGGAGGGGAAGACUUAUCUGAAUGUGUAUGCACUGAUAACAGGAGCCACCAUCCGAAGCCCUGCGGCCAUCCUGAUAGAAGACAGAAGCUCCACCAACCUCACUUGUGAAGCCUCUGGCUCCAUCACCACCAGAAUCUGGAUGAAGGAUGGCUGGCCUCUCCAACGCAGCAGCAGAGUCAGUAUCUCCAUGGACAACAGGACAGUGUUCAUACAACCUGUUGACUUCUCCAACCAUGGUACCUACCAGUGUCGAGUCAGCAACCCAAUCAGCAGCAUGACUGUGGCCCACAAUCUAACUGUCAACUUUGGACCACAUAACAUAUCGAUUAUAGGGCCAUCAGCCGCUCCGCCUGGCCAAACAGUGACACUGAGGUGCACAGCAGACUCUGUCCCACCAGCAAACUUCAGCUGGAUGUUUAACAGCAAUGAGACUCAUGUUAAGAGCUCCAUGUAUAUUAUAGAGAGGUUGGAGGCAGAAAGCAUAGGGAAUUACACUUGCAUUGCCAGAAAUAUGGUGACCAUGCAGGAAAACUCCACAGUUCUGAAUCUAAGAGGAGUUGUGUAA
Toxotes jaculatrix (banded archerfish) is the source of this 3195-nucleotide messenger RNA. RefSeq names its product hemicentin-1-like. The transcript is spliced from 17 exons. NCBI's taxonomy places the organism in Eukaryota, Metazoa, Chordata, Actinopteri, Toxotidae. The record is from RefSeq and is a predicted model, not a curated record. Bases 1 to 3195 code for a protein of 1064 amino acids.